CGUUGCUUCAUUCCACCAAAAUCACUCUUCCCUUCCCUUCCCUUCACUCUCUUUCUCUCUGAGUAAUUCCCCGUCCCUUCAUCUCUCUAUCUCCUUAUCCUCAUCCUUAUAUAUAACCCCCAAUCACUAUGCCUUCUUCCUCAUCUCCAUCUUCCCCAUUAUCUCUCUCCCUCAUCCACCCUCUCAACGCUACCCCUCGUCCUCCUCCUCCUCUCAUGGACUGGUUAUCCUGGCUCUCCAGAACCAACCUCGAAUCUUCCCUCAUCUACGACUAUGGCGUUACGUUCGCUCGCAACCAGCUUGAACUCCAGGACGCCGCCUUCUUCAACCACGAGUUUCUCCAGAGCAUGGGCGUCUCCAUUGCCAAGCACCGCCUCGAGAUCCUCAAGCUCGCCCACAACGACUAUGGUGCCCAUCUCCACCAUCAUCGUCCCAGAAAGCUCUCUGGCGUAAUCAAGAACUACAUCAGGAAAUGCGUCAGAAAGCUCGUUGUUUUUCGAGAAGAAGAUCGUUCUUCUUCAGACCAGAAGGAAUUCCCCGGCGGCGGCAGAGAACCCGAUUGGUACUACCACGAGAAAUGGCGUGGCGCUGUCGAGAGGAAGCCCGCCGGUGAGGAGUUUCAGAAGCCGGUGACGGCGAUGAAUAGAACCAGACGCAUAGCCUUGUCUGGGCCUUUAGACGGAAGGACGAUGAACGAGAAGAUGGUGAAUAGCAAUAAGGUCUUGAGGCUUUCUGGGCCUCUUGAUGGGAAGAAGCAAGAGAGAUGGCUUUACACGAAUCGGAGUCCGGUAGCAAGUGGAAGGCCGAUGAUGGGCUCAAUGAAAAGCCCAAGAUCGUCUGGGCCUUUGGACCCGAGGUUGGUGAUGACGGAAUGCAAGAGCCCAAGGUUUAGCAGGCCUUCAGAUGCCAGACCUCAAAGCCCAAUGAGUUUCAGUCCCUGCCUCAACAAGACAAAAGGGGAUUUCGAUUUUGAUGAGGAUGAUCACACUCUGUGGCCUACCUUGUUCCAGGAUCUGAAACCAACUUGAUUGUUGUUUCCCACUUUCUGAGAGAAAAAGUCAGAUCUUUACAUUUACCCAAGGAAAGAAAAAAAAAAAAAAAGGAAAGAUAUUUUCUCUUUUGAAGAUGAGUCUACAGGAUCAGAGCAACAGAGAAGUAGCAGGAGUAAGUUGCAGUGAUGAUUAAUUACUUGUAGUAAAGUAAACUAAAUACAGUGUGUUUAUUUUGUAUUUUAUUGGUUUCAAGUCUCUCUCUUGCUUCUUCUCUUUCACUUGUACAUACAAAAUAUUUUCAGUUGAGGCAGGCCAGGCUGACAAGCGACAAUGGUUGGAUCAAUUCGAAAAAGUCAAUUGUAUCAGUUAAAAUGUUUCUAGGUUUUUUUUUUCUUUUC
This is a messenger RNA of Prosopis cineraria, 1390 nucleotides long. RefSeq lists its product as uncharacterized. The coding region runs from base 129 to 1028 and encodes 299 amino acids. NCBI's taxonomy places the organism in Eukaryota, Viridiplantae, Streptophyta, Magnoliopsida, Fabales, Fabaceae. The record is from RefSeq and is a predicted model, not a curated record. The transcript has a single exon.